AUGGCGGACGUGCUGGUGUCCCCGGGCGUUGCACCGCAGCGGGUCGGCACGCUGGAGCCUGCCCGCAGGUCACAGUCUCUGGUAUGGGAAGGUGACUGGAGGACAGAUAUUUUCAUGGCCUCAUUGAAAGAGAUGGACAAAGGCAAUCCUGUGAAGCUUGUUCUGACUGUCAAUGGACAGCUGCUCAGAGGUGUCUCCAGCAGUACGCCCGCCCGCCCCUUCCUCGUCCCAGAGACCACCCAGUCGCCAGUGCUCCCAGCACAUGAUAUGCCCCUUGGACAGGACCUGGAGGGUCCCACUGUGGUUAAGAGUCAGAGCUCAGAGGUGACUGCUAGAGCAUCCAGGCCUGGGAGGAAGGACAUACACCCACCACAGAGGACCCUGAAGCCACCAUCUGGCAAGGUGGAACCCAGUGAGGCCUGGAGGCAGAGUCCUGUCCACCCCAAGAAGCCCAGGAAAGUUUUAUUUGAACCCACAGCAUCUGAGAGAGAUCUCAAUGAAGAAGAUCUGGCGGUGGAGGAGUUGCAAGGCAGCCCCAGCCCACGGUGGUGCCAUGCCAUGUGCCUCAGUGACCUAAGGACAGCUGUUCUGAUCGGUGGAGAAGGUGUCGAUCAGCAGUCCUGCAAGGAUGCACUCUGGAAGCUGGAAAUUGACAGUGAUUUCUGGCUUCCAGUGGGUUUCCAGCUACAAAAUGCCAUGCCAUCGUGCUUGCAUGGUCACACAGCUACCUACGACCCAGACACCAAACGUAUCUACGUUGUUGGGGGCAUAAGGGAGGACAAAGACUACAGCAGCAUCUACAUUCUGGACACAGUCACCUGGAAAUGGCUCCUUGUGGCUGCUAAAGGGAGGACGCCAGUGCUCACCUACCACAGCGCAACUGUCUACCGCAAGGAGCUCUUUGUUUUCGGAGGGACUUUCCCCAAAAAGGCAUCACUGGCACUUGGACCCUGUAGCAAUGUGCUCUAUGUCUUCAAUCCAGAGCAUGAAAUUUGGUAUCAGCCCAUCUCUGAAGGGGAGAAGCCACUGCCUAGGCUUGGGCAUUCAGCUACUCUACUGAAGAACAAGCUGCUCAUUUUUGGGGGUCGGAGGACUUCUUUCUACCUCAGUGACAUGCACAUCCUGGAUCUGGGUUUCAUGGAGUACACACCAGUCCCCCUCCUCGCAGGACAGCCUUCUGCACGUUGUUUUCAUGCAGCUCUGGCAGUGUCGGACCAGAAGGUUCUGAUCAGUGGAGGUUGCAAUGCCAGGGGAGCCCUGCAGGAUGCCUUUGUCUUCCACCUAGCUGGCCACACAUUGCUUGACUUGACUCCUGCCCACCUGAUGGAUGUGGACAAGGAGAACAAAGAGGAGCAUAACCUGCACACAGUGUUGGUCUUUGGGGGCUCCAACUGCGCUGGGACCUUUUACAAUAGCACGGUCAAGAUCCAGCUGGACCUAGGAUAA
Molecule: messenger RNA, 1446 nt
Organism: Balearica regulorum gibbericeps (East African grey crowned-crane)
Lineage: Eukaryota; Metazoa; Chordata; Aves; Gruiformes; Gruidae
Source: RefSeq, a predicted model, not a curated record